AUGGCUACGUUCACACCAGCUACAGCCCAGAAACUAGUACCUGGCUUAACUGGACGCCGUGACUACACCAUGGAAGAGGUCUAUUCAACAGCAACGGGUAAAUGCUUCACUUUCGAAGAAAGUCAAGAGAAGUCGGCAUCACACCGAGGCGGAAGCUUGUACCAUCUCCCCGAUUUGAAGUUCUCCAAGUGGUUAGAAGAUGACCUCGAGCUCACCCUCAUUCUGGCCGAGAAUUGGUUCAGGUUCUAUGACCUGAAUGACGACCGCAAACGCAUCCAGUACCUCAUUCACCAUAUGGAGGGAAGGGGCGCACGAUGGUUUAAGUCGAAGUUGCGUGUUGAUCCUCACCAGCGGGGAAACCUCUUUAGGGACUGGGAGUUUUUCGUUGAUCGACUCAAGGAAGUCUAUGCCCUCCCAGACCAGAGGUUCGAAGCGUUCGGCAAGAUCCAUCGACUGCGAAUGAAUAGCAACAAAGCAGGCAAGGCUACGGAGUACGUCGAGGAAUUCCGCGACCUAGCCAGUCUAGCUCACAUAGACACUCCGGCCCACCUUAUUUACCUCUUCAGAAAUGGUCUCACUGAAAACCUACGUAGAAUGUUCGAACGUGACCCGCCCGACAGCCUCUGGGACUGGUACCGAGAGGUCGAGUCAAUCGAUCGAGAUCGAGCACUAUCCGAACACGGACGGCGUGCCAAGGUCGCCAGUACUUUUCGUCCAACGCAGCCCACCUGGUCCUCACGCCGGAAAGUGCGCCGGCAGUUUUCCACUCCGCGUCAGCAGGAGAGGAGCAUCUAA
Molecule: messenger RNA, 795 nt
Organism: Mycosarcoma maydis (corn smut)
Lineage: Eukaryota; Fungi; Basidiomycota; Ustilaginomycetes; Ustilaginales
Exons: 1
Coding region: 1-795 (264 amino acids)
Source: RefSeq, a predicted model, not a curated record